This is a messenger RNA of Corticium candelabrum, 640 nucleotides long. RefSeq names its product cysteine-rich and transmembrane domain-containing protein 1-like. The transcript is spliced from 4 exons. The coding region runs from base 97 to 468 and encodes 123 amino acids. The record is from RefSeq and is a predicted model, not a curated record. NCBI's taxonomy places the organism in Eukaryota, Metazoa, Porifera, Homoscleromorpha, Homosclerophorida, Plakinidae.
UCCAAUUAGACUAAGCCUCGCCCCUAUCUGAUACACUGCACAGUGAACACGUGCUGUCGCAAACGUUUCUACAACUGAAACAUCUAGAGAAGAAACAUGGAAGAGAAGCAACCAGAUUCCCCACCCGCUUACUCUGGGCAGAGCGCUCCGCCUCCUCAAGGCUAUCCACCACAAGGCUAUCCACCACAAGGUUAUCCUCCUCAAGGUUAUCCUCCACAAGGUUAUCCUCCACAAGGAUAUCCUCCACAGCCAUAUCAGGGUUACCCUCCACAAGGCUACGCUCCUGCUCCUCAGCAGCAGCAGCAGUCAAAUACAACAGUCGUUGUAGCUCAACCUCAAGCCGCUGCAGCCAGUACAACAGUCGUUGUGAACAGACGCGCCACCAACCACUGCAUGCACUGCUGCAUUACUUUUUUCUUCUGGCCGUGGAUUUUCGUCUGGAUUUAUCUGUGCAUCACGGAUCCCUAGAUCCGAAGUCCAGAAACCAUCAAAAGACCGAUUUUUUGUUUUGCUAUUCUUACUUGAAACAUUGUAUCUUGUUGUUGCAUGCAUGACAGUCUGCGUCAUCUAACGCGUGAUGUCACCAUAGUAUUGUAUGUGCUGAUGUCUAGGAAGUAAAAGUCUUGUUGUGUGAGUGAAA